AGAUAACUUUUGCAAACCUUUCACAAUAUGUUCCAGGUCUAACCGGAGCCAAUCAGAGAUUUCCGAGCAGUUUGUUCACGACCUUCAUGGACAAGUAUAAAACUCUCCGCCAGUAUCACUGCCAUCUUUUAAGGCCAGGGACAGGGAUUGUGCAAACUAUCGUAAGAGCUGCUUUCAAAACAGUGGGAUUCAUCAGGAAAUUAAAGUUUAGUUUGUGUUUAUUUUAUUUUGUAGCCAGUGAAGGGGUGAGAAAGUCUGUAAAAGAGAAAAAAGCCAAGGGCUGAAAAUGAACAAGUUGGCUAAAGUAUCUCUCCUCCUCUUGAUAUGUGCCACCAUUCAUGUCCACGAGGCCCGGAUCCAGAGAAAAGCAGGAGGAACCCCUGUUGAUAGAAGAAGAGCAGAUAUGAUAAUCACCAAAUUUGGCCUUUACAAGGGACAGUCGUCGAACACCGAGACUUGCUUUAUCACCCCUCACCGGGCAGAGACCCUGGACAACUGCGCCUUCAACUCUUCCCAUUCUUUGGUGAUGAUCAUUCACGGAUGGACGGUCGACGGAGUCCAUGAAAACUGGAUCUGGAAAAUGGCGGCCGCACUGAAAUUAAAGCUGAAAGACGUCAAUGUGAUUAUAGUUGAUUGGCUGAUUCUGGCUCAUCAACAUUAUCCAACAGCGGUAAAGAACACUCGGGUAGUGGGGCAGGACAUAGCGGAUCUAUUAGACUGGCUAGAGGAGUUUUUUCAGGUGCCAAAAGGAAAGGUUCAUCUCAUUGGAUACAGUCUCGGAGCUCAUGUUUCGGGAUUUGCUGGAAGCUAUAUCACCGGGCCAACCAAAAUUGGGAGAAUAACAGGCCUUGACCCUGCUGGACCCCUGUUUGAAGGCAUGUCAUCAACAGAACGUCUAUCUCCUGACGAUGCAAGCUUCGUUGAUGCUCUCCACACCUUCACACAGGAGCACAUGGGCCUGAGUGUUGGAAUCAACCAACCUGUGGCCCACUAUGACUUCUAUCCGAACGGUGGCACCUUCCAACCUGGCUGCCACAUCAAGCACGUGUACAGUCACAUCGCAAUGUACGGGAUUCUAGGUAUCACUGAAACAGUGAAGUGUGCACAUGAGCGAUCAGUACACUUGUUCAUUGAUUCUUUGCUGAAUGAAGACAAGCAAAGUAUUGCAUAUUGGUGCAAUGACCUGAGCACAUUUAACAAAGGAAUCUGUCUAAGCUGCAGGAAGAAUCGAUGCAACACAAUGGGCUAUAAUAUUAAAAAGGUCCGGACACAAAGAAGCAAAAAAAUGUUUCUGAAUACUCGUGCUAACAUGCCAUAUAAAGUCUAUCAUUACCAAUUCAAGAUUCACUUCAUCAACCAGAUGGAACACCCUAACUUGGAACCAUUUCUCAAGGUAUCCUUAUAUGGAACAGAAGGUGACACUGAAAAUUUACCUAUCAAAUUGUUUGAAAGCAUCAAAACCAACAAAACCUACUCUUUCCUGAUUCAUACUGAUGUUAACAUUGGUGAUUUAAUGAUGCUGAAGUUUAAGUGGGAAAACUCUGUUGCCUGGGCAAACCUGUUGAGGACUGUUCAAACAUACUUCCCGUGGGGCCAGAAUAAUAUCAAUCCGGAGCUUAUUGUCAGAAAAAUACGAGUAAAAUCUGGAGAAACACAACAUAAAGUAACAUUCUGUUCCUUAAACACCAUCAACAUGCAUUUUCAACCAGCCCAAGAGAAAACGUUUGUUAGAUGUAUAGGCAACACAAGACGGCGCCACAGAAGACUGAAAUGAAAAACUCGCUAAGCCAAAAUCAAACCAGGAUCCACAGAAUUCAUUCAAAAUGCAGAAACGUUCUGGCUGACACAUACACUUUAUCACCAAAAAAAGUGUAAAUAUAUGAACUAUCACUGCAAUAAAGGAAUUUAACACACGGAUUAAAACUAAUUAUUUGGAUCAGUAACUACAACGUGGAAAUAGCUUGAUGUGACGUUUAUAGAAGGUGUACCAAGAAAUAACAUGAGUCUCAUUGUCUGGAAGAGGUUUUAUUAUGAACAAAUAUACAUCAACUAUAUUUCAAUUAAUGUGAUAUUUUGAAAGAUUUUAUUUCCAAAGAAUGUGGAAGGGACAAAUGUAUUUCUAACUAUUAUGCAAGAUUGUAAGUCCGGCUUAUGAAUGGUGAAACAAAUUUAGUUUUGUUUUAAAGAACUGACACCAAGAACAUGAAAUGGUGACUGUGGUGCUCUUAGGCUCUUUGGUACUGUUGCUGCUUGAAGUAAAUGAAAGAUAGUGCUACCAACAGGUAGUGGUCAUUAAUGGCAGUAAAUUCUCAACUCAGUAAGAGUCAUGCCACAAAACAAAAAAAGAUUGACAUUAUAAACUGUGGCAAAAAUAAAUAUUUCUGGAAUCAAGCAUUUAAAUGAUUUUAAUUAAUUUUUAAAGUAUUUUCAAAUGCUUCACUUUGGGGAAAAAACAAAAGGAAAAUGUGAACACCAUCCCCCUCAUUUCCACAAUGAGUUAUAAAUCGCAUGCCUUUAAUUUCUAAAUGGUUGAAAAGACAUUUAGAUGGGUACAAGGAUAGGAAAGAUUUAGAGCAAGAGGUCAAACGUGAGCAGGUGGGACUGGUGUAGUUGGGGCACCUUGGUCGGCAUGGGAAAGUUGGGCCGAAGGGCCUGUUGCUGUAUGACUGUGAUUACAUGUUACUGUUCACAACUGCUCCAGAUUUAUGGCGCAAAAUAAAAAUUUAAGUUUUCUAUUUGGUAUGCUCAAAGACUGGUACAGACUGGUAGUAAUUGUUUUCUAAACUGUUACAAAGUAGAUACAAUAGAACUCAGCAGAAUGAAACUCAGUGAUAAAUUCACUUUCAUUGCCAAUUGCUAUGGAUGAAUCAAAAAUUUGGUUAAAAGAACUCUUGUAAGAUGUUCACACUUUUAAAUCUUAGACAAUUUAUUGCAUUACUCCAAAACGUCAUAUCCCGGACACCUACAGAAUUAGAAUCUGUUUCGGCUGAAUGCUUAACUUUAACAGCUACCAAUAAAGAGAACACCAGACUUAAUGGAAAAUUU
Messenger RNA from Amblyraja radiata (thorny skate), 3045 nucleotides. It is a transcript of the gene lipca, whose product is annotated as lipase, hepatic a. Gene Ontology annotation, biological process: lipid catabolic process. Gene Ontology annotation, molecular function: lipoprotein lipase activity; apolipoprotein binding. Lineage: Eukaryota; Metazoa; Chordata; Chondrichthyes; Rajiformes; Rajidae. The coding region runs from base 287 to 1774 and encodes 495 amino acids. The record is from RefSeq and is a predicted model, not a curated record. The transcript has 9 exons.